This is a messenger RNA of Amphibalanus amphitrite, 955 nucleotides long. RefSeq lists its product as uncharacterized. The annotation marks the transcript as partial. The record is from RefSeq and is a predicted model, not a curated record. The transcript is spliced from 3 exons. NCBI's taxonomy places the organism in Eukaryota, Metazoa, Arthropoda, Thecostraca, Balanomorpha, Balanidae.
GCGAGUCGCGAUGGCACUCAGUGAGACUGCGCUGACUCCAGUCGCAGCUCGCUCCAGGUCGGGACCACAGCACAGUCACAGCGCCGCUGGAGGGGAGGGCACCACGCGGCCGAAGCAGCACACUUGAGGAUUCACGCAGGCGAGGCGAGGACGGCUGGCUUUUGGAGCGAGCUGACGCUGGUUUGGUUAGACUCAAGUUGUGGGUAUUGUUUGGCUACUGACACUUCAGCUGUGACCGAGUUUAGUGCAGCAGUGAUUUACUGUGUUCGGGUGAGAGGAGACAACAAACUGACUGAGCAGAACGACUGCAGCGCACGCGUCAGCUGACCGUCACAGUUAAACCGAUCAUCGGCAGCCAGUGACGCAGAAGGCAGGAGAUUGCGGCAUGUAGAAAUACCCUCGUCACUCAUCUGUAGUAAGACGUGGAAGGCUUCGAAAACCCUUCCCAAAAUCAGCUAUAAAUAAGAAAAUGAAGGUGCUUCUCGCCGUUUUCCUGAUCUGCGGGACGUGCACAUCCGCCGCCGAUUCCUCAGCUUCGGCUUCGGAUGUCUCCAGUGCAGUGUCAAAAGCCGAGCCCAGUCGUGGCAGCGGCGAAUUCGCCUCCGCACGUGCUCUCAUCGAAACCCAGACCUCCGCUUUGGAAAAUAUUCUUGGCAAAACGCCAAAAGACGAAGCUCUCAAAUCUCUAUCGCGAGAAUCUCGGCAACUGAGCGAGGAUUUCGCCUCCACAAGUUCUCCACCGACGGAGACGGUCCUUGAGGAUGAUGACGAGCUGACCGAUCAGGAGCGGCUGGAUAUCCUUCAGGAGCUGGAGCGGCUCAACAGCACAGAGCCGGAGCAGCUGCCUCAGCCGGAGAUGUUCAUUUCACACGUCAGAAACUACUGGCGACGGCAGGAGGAAGCGCAGCAGAAGAUCAGGAACGAGAUCCUGGACAUGAUCCUGCCCAGGAAAAAG